Molecule: messenger RNA, 3945 nt
Organism: Diprion similis
Lineage: Eukaryota; Metazoa; Arthropoda; Insecta; Hymenoptera; Diprionidae
Product: structural maintenance of chromosomes protein 3-like
Exons: 19
Coding region: 328-3945 (1205 amino acids)
Biological process (GO): mitotic sister chromatid cohesion
Cellular component (GO): chromosome
Molecular function (GO): protein binding; ATP binding; ATP hydrolysis activity
Source: RefSeq, a predicted model, not a curated record
AAAAAUGCCGGUUAAGAAUCGAGUGCCGUCAUUGGCUAAGAAGAUCUUUUUGGCUGCCGCCUAAAUCGACAUUUGAAUCCGCCGUCGCGACACUGAAUGGCAGUUGGAUCGAGUUAUAACAGUUUGCCUCGCGUUCGUCUUGCCUUUCAGAAUUUCGAAAAAAGUGUUUAACGUCGUUCAAUUUCACCACCGAUAGUGAAAAACACGCGUUACUAUCUCUUUGAUUGAUAUAAUCGGUCAUCAAUCUACGAUUAAUUCUUACAACAGAAUAUUAUUCGUUAAUCUUUUUAGGUUGCAUCGAAUUCACCGUGAAUCGCUGGUCACGCGAUGCACAUAAAACAGGUUAUAAUACAGGGCUUCAGGUCCUACAAGGAGCAAACUAUCGUCGGUCCCUGUGACCCUGGACACAAUGUUAUUGUGGGCAGGAACGGGUCGGGAAAGAGCAACUUCCUUCAAGCCAUUCAGUUUGUUCUCAGCGACGAAUAUGCUCACCUGGGCAACGCCCAAUCUCUUCUCCACGAGAGUUUGGGCCCUCGAGUUAUUUCAGCUUAUGUUGAAAUUAUUUUUGACAAUUUUGACAGAAGGCUACCGAUAGAAAAGAACGAAGUUAGUUUAAGGAGAGUGAUCGGCUCUAAAAAGGACCAGUAUUUUCUAAGCGGGAAACUAGUGAGCCGUAACGAAGUUAUGAACUUGCUGGAAUCCGCGGGAUUUUCCAAAUGCAAUCCGUACUAUAUAGUGAAACAAGGAAAGAUAAAUGAAAUGGCAAUGGCGUCGGACUCUCGAAGAUUGAAACUCCUUCAAGACGUUGCUGGAACCCGAGUUUACGACUCCAAACGAAACGAGUCGAAUUCUCUCCUCAAGGAGACGCAGGGGAAGAUCGUAAAGAUUGAGGAUUUACUUAUAACCCUGGCCGAGCAAUUGAAGAAUUUGGACGAGGAAAAGGAGGAGCUUAAGGUGUACAAUCGUUUGGAUAAGACUCGUAGAUGUUUGGAGUACAUUGUUUACGAUCGGGAGCUAAAAUCGUUGAAGGAGAAGCUAGGAGAGCUCGAAGAAACUCGCCAAUCGUGUAACGCGGUGCAAGUAGUACUUGAAGCUGACGCAAAAACAGCCGAGGAGGCUGCACGCACUGCCGCAAAGAAAGUGAAGCAAUUGAAGAGAGAAGCUAGAGCGGAAAGAGAUCACCUCGACAGGCUGAAUUCUGAGCAUCAGCAACUGCUCAAAGAAAAAACUAAGCUCAGACUGACGGUACAAGACUUGAAGGUUGAAGUCAGUGGCGACUGUAAGGGCAAAGAAAAAGCCGAAGAAGAAUUGAACGCGCUUAGAAUAAAAAUUAAGAAGUCUGAACAAGAGAUGGAGAAGAUUAGACCCGAGUACGAGAUUGUAAAACAACGUGAGCAGGAAUACAGCAGGAAAUUGGCACUGAAUGAACGAAAGCGCAAAGAACUUUAUGACAAAGCAGGCAGAGUGACCUUGUUUAAAACAAAGGAAGAAAGAAAUCACUGGAUAAAGUCUGAAUUGGAUCAGCUGAGAGGACACAUCGUUGAGAAAGAAACUUAUCGCGCAGCUAUAGCCGAGGAUUUAAAAGUGGAUAACGAUAAAUACGCUGAUCUUGAGAAGAAAAUCGCGGAGCCCGCGAAAGACAUAAAAGAUCAGAUGAAAAGCAUUGAAGAGCGCAGUAAAAGUUACAAAGAACUAAUAUUGGAGAAAAAUCAGUGUCAAGCAAAAAUCAAGGAUCUAUAUCGCCGAUGCAGUGUGCUAGAGCAGAGGCAAAACGAAUUAAAAGAAGAUGUGACAAAGCAAGAUCAACUCUUGGGACGGGUCGUCGGUAAGUCGACGUUGAACGCUAUACAAAGCGUUCGCAAAGUGCUGAAUACGUUUCGCGAGCGCGGUGAUUCGGAAGAUGAAUUGCAAUCCUACUACGGACUUUUAGUGGAUACUUUUCAAUGCGGAGAAGCUCUUCACACGGCCGUCGAAGUGUCCGCAGGAAAUAGAUUGUUCUAUCACGUCGUCGAAUCCAACGUACUCGCUUCGAAAAUUCUUAGCGAAAUGAAUAAACAGCAAUUGCCCGGCGUUGCUGAUUUCAUACCGUUGGAUCGUAUUUUAGUACGACGCGUCGAUUAUCCCAAAAACGUCGACGCGAUUGCACUGAUCUCUCAACUAAAUUAUGAUCCCAAAUAUGACAGAGCUAUCAGAUUCGUUUUUGGCCGAACUUUGAUUGCCAGAAAUUUAGGGGCUGCCGUGGCCUUGGCUCGCUCUUCGGGAUUGGACUGCGUCACUUUAGAAGGCGACCAGGUUUCCCCUCGAGGAAUGAUCACCGGAGGCCACUUUAACACAAAACACUCUCGCCUCAAUAUAUACAAAUUGAGAAACGAGCUCAAAACUGCUUCAGAGCUCAAAGCCGUUGAAGAUGAAAUCGCAAAUAUUGAAAAGGAGAUCGAGACCACCAACGAAAGUUUAAAUUUCUGCAUCGCGGGUAUACAGAAAAUCGAGCUGAAGGAUAGAAUCUCGAAAGACAUAAUAGACAAAUCAACGGCGAAUGUAAGAUUGUUGAAAGAAGAACUCGAGACUGUCGAGAAAUCGCGUACGUUAAAAAUGAAAAUUUUGGCGCAAUGCGCCAAUGAUCUCGAAACGUUGAACGCUACCAAGGAAAGUCUGGAAAACGAAUUUAACCAGGAACUGGCAAUUGAGUUGUCCGAAGAAGACCAAAAGAAGAUCACAACACUUAACGAAGAAAUAAUGCGUUUGACAAGACUGAACAAAGAGGCUUUCACUAAGCGGGUACAGUUAGAGAUGGAGAAAAACAAGCUCGAAAUAGAAUUGACAAAUAAUUAUAUGCGUCGUAUGGAAGAGCUGAUUCAAGCCUUGCAAGAAAUGUCGCUGGGAGAUCGUGAGCGCCAGCUUGAAUUGUCCGAGGCUCAGCUUAAGGAGGUUAAAACCAACCUCGCCAAAAUAAACUCCGAUAUAGCCCUGCAGAAUCAAAAGAUUAUCGAGGCAGGGGAAAACCAAAAAGCGGCGAUAUCGUAUUUAGAUAAGUACAAAGUCGCGGAAAAACGAGCUAAGGAAAGGCUCGAGGAAGACUUGCAAAGUCUCGAGAUGCUCGGGAUCCGACUCAGCACUAUUCACCGGAAGAUAGACGAGAUUACUAGGAAGAUCAUGGAACUCGGUCCACUUCCGAAUUCGGCAUCGAUCGCAAAGUACGGAAAACUUUCGACGAAAGAAAUUCUCAAAGAAAUUGAAAAGACUCAUAAUAAACUUAAGGAAUACAGCGACGUAAAUCAGAAAGCUCUGGAUCAGUACUCGACGAUGACUGACGAGGAAAAAAAACUGACCGAACGGAAGUUGGAACUCGAUCGCGGAUACGAAAAAAUAAAAGAAUUAAUGACUGUUCUUGAACAGCACAAAUACAACGCAAUUGAAUUCACUUAUAAACAGGUGAGCAAGUAUUUCAGUGAAGUUUUUCAAAAGCUCGUACCGUCUGGACGGGGUGAGCUUGUAAUGCAGACAUCGCAUGACGACGAAGAGAGUGAUAAAGCUGCCGUUGAAUCGGCGAUCUGCGAUAGUUUUGUCGGCGUCGGCAUUCGAGUAUCCUUCGGAAAUUCGGGGAGCAUGAUGCAAGAGAUGAAGCAGUUAUCAGGGGGACAGAAAUCGGUCGUAGCUCUCGCACUGAUAUUCGCAAUACAAAAGUGUGACUUGGCACCGUUUUACAUAUUCGAUGAAAUUGAUGCAGCAUUGGACGCCGAGCACAGGAGCGCCGUCGCCGGUGUUAUUCGCGAACUGAGUUCCACCGUGCAGUUCAUCACUACGACCUUCAGGCCAGAAUUAAUUGAACAUGCCCAUAAACACUACGGAGUUACGGUUCGAAAUAAGGUUUCGUACAUCGAGUGCGUGACGCGGGAACAAGCACUUGAAUUUGUCCACGAUGCGUCAAACGAUUCCGAAAACUAA